This is a messenger RNA of Paramuricea clavata, 3649 nucleotides long. The record is from the annotation of a GenBank genome assembly. NCBI's taxonomy places the organism in Eukaryota, Metazoa, Cnidaria, Anthozoa, Malacalcyonacea, Plexauridae.
CGGACAUACAAACUCUCGCCUUCGGCUCGAGUUUCGAUCUUUCGGAGUUUCGGUGUAUCGGAUACAACACGGCCGCUCAUGUUGUAUAUAAAUAGUACGUACGUAUAAAGCAAGACAAUUAUUUUGGAAAACAAGACAGGUUGUUCAUAUAAAUAUUUCUGGUUGGUUGAGUCCACUGUCUCAUUUUCAAAGUAUUAUGUCACGCUUGUUUCGCUUCUUGUCAGAAAGACCGGUUUUCUAUCCCAAGUAGUAGAUUAAGGAAAAAGCUAAAUUGACGGAUUGAUAUCACUAGUUUUACUAAGGUAAGCGAUUUUGUAUCAUAAAUCAUAAUUGUUUAAUUAAAAGCCGAUCGUUGCGUAUAAUACACACUCUCAUUAUUUUACCAAUUACACAUGAAUUUAGUCACAAUUAGAUUACAGUAUCUGAAUAAGCUUAUUUUUAAUGCGUUAAUUUGGCAUUCUUGUUUUCUUACUUAUUUAAUCGCAGUAUGCAUAGAUGGCUGUAAAACAAGUAACAAUUUAGAGUUGAGAAUUAUUUUACUUUCGCUAAUCAUUGCACGUGUUCCCGCUUUAUGAAGUUAGUAUAUAUAUAUAUAUGCUAGGCUGGAUAAGUUGGAAAUAGGAAUAAACUAAAGUUUCCCGCGUAGAAGCCAGGCCACCCUAGUUUGUAUAUACCAGCGCUGGUCUUUAUUGGAAGGCUAAAAAGACAACCAUGCAUUGACUGUAUAGUGUAUACUUGUAGUUAGCCACAUAUAGGCUAGCUAUAUAAUUCGUAAAUUUUGUUGUGAAUUUUGUCAAAUUUAUGUUUACAGGUAUAUUUUAAAAUGAGGUUGACUCUUUUUGUUGUCGUCAUGGUUGCCUGUUUCUCUUGGUCUCUUGCAGGUAAACUAGCUCACAGAUAUGUCGCGUUUUGAUUUUUUUUACAAAAAUAAUAUAUAAGCGACAAAUUUCUGUCAAUUUGGAUUCGGAUUUUGUGAAAUUAGCGGUUGUAGUAUUCAUCCUUUUUUACCUAAUUGUAAAAUUAAUCAUAGUAAAAUAACUAUUUUUAACCUAGAUUCUCUGUAAAGUUUUGUUCUACUGUUCAACAGAACUUGUUCAAUAGAACAGUUUUAGAAAGGCUGGUUCAGUUUACAAUAUCAAGGUUUCAGUAGGAAUUUUGCAUAGGCAUUCUAAGUUUUGAAGGAUUUGUAAGAAAUGUUUGAGGGGACUGAAGCACUGUUUAACACUGAACCGGUUCCCUAAAACAUUUCUUACAAAUCCUUCAAAACUUAGAAUUGAACUAUAUGCAAAAUUUCUAUACUGUGAUCACAGAAAUUUUGAUAGUGUCAACUAGUCUUAUCCAAGAACCCUAAUCGUAAAAUCUAUGGUGCCAAAGUUUCACAAGUCUUUCCUAUUGUGGUCGCCAAUAGCCAAUUACUACUCUGGUUUUUUGUUCACAGGCAAAAAAUGCGAAGACAAAGAGAAAGAUAAAUGCAAGGACAUGACUCCAGCUAAAUGCGCCAAAAAAAAGCCAGAAGAAUGCCAAAGAAGUUGUCGCAUGUGUGUUGAAGGUAGGAUGGAUAAAUAGAUAACUGAUAACAUACCGUAAACCUCCGAACAUAAGCCACCCCCCCCCCCCAGCCGAAUAUAAGCCCCCCCCCAUGUAUAUAAGCCCAUGCCAUGGGUUUAUUAUUGGACAGGUAUUUAUUAACGCAGCGACUGGGAUUCCAACAGCUCAGACGAGUGAUGAUAAAUAUUGAUAGAAGGUUCCAUUUCGCUGACCCAGAACUUUCUAUUGCAUAAUGGAAAGUUUCAUUGUAUAGUGGUAGUGGUUUUAUAUAUUUAUAUUAUAAUUAACUUAAUAUUCAAUAACAGUGACUUAGUUUGGUGUUAAAACGAAUAAUGAAUAUUUUCAUUCGUGCAGUGGUACUGUAAGAAAAUAUUUUCAAUUCACCCAGUUUUACUUGGUUCAAUGGAACAAUUCCAUCUUUCAUCUCAUAAAAUGUACAAUAUAUAAUUUCUAUAAAUAUACUUUUCUUUCGUAAGUGUACAAGUAGUUAGUAAAGCCCAGGGCAAACUAGGAAACAUUGUUGCGGAAACAUUGUUUCCUACCAAUGUUUCGCCAUGUUUCUAAGGGUGGGCAAACACUAGGAAACAUUAGUGAGAAACACAGGGAAACAUCAAAUGUUUCUAAAUUUGCUAGAAAACAUUUUGCUUCCUGGAAAGCAAAUUUUGUUUCCGCAACAAUGUUUCCACGGGUGGGCAAACAGGGAGACAUUUGAGGAAACACUGAGAAUCACAAAUGUUUCCACAACAAUGUUUCCUAGUUUGCCCUGGGCUUAAAUGGUGAGUUUAAGCAAGCGACUUUUUUUUAACACGGACGUCACGUGCCCAAAAAUUGGUAUAACUAAUUUUGGCCGCAUCAUGCAUAUAGCGCUGGUAUAAGAAAGCAAAAAUCUUAGAAAUCUUAUGUUUUGUCAUAUGUGUUGAAGAUUACCACAAACUCAUACAAACACAGUUUUUAAUCCAGCCCCCCCCCCCUCGGUAAUCUGACGUCCUUGUUGACCAAAACGUCGCUCGCUUAAGCUCCCUAAUAGGUCUUAAUAUACUCUCAGAGAGUGUUUAUACUGAUGAUCUUGGAAACAUGUGACUCUCUUAUCGCAAGUAAUGGUGAUCUUUAUUGACUGAUCGUUGAGUGAUUUUUUCAGGCGAUAAAAAGUUCGACACUACUCCACAAUGCUGGAAUGGAGUUCAAACUUCUGGAUGUGGUCAAUGGGCUACACGGUGCCCCUCUUUAUGUAAAGGUAUGAUUGUCUAGUGUAAAAAGAACACGAUUUCAUAAGGUAAAAUCAGCCACAGUUCAUUAUAUAGUACUUGAUGUAUUGUUAAGGUGUUAAUUUACUGAUUAAUUGGCUUUAGGCUAUAAUCCUUAUGCUCGAUAUGGAACGAAUCAACAAGGAACAUAUGGACAAGGCUAUGGACAACAACGGCAAGGCUAUGGACAACAACAACAACAACAAGGCUAUGGUCAACAACAAGGCUAUGGACAACAGCAAGGCUAUGGACAACAACAAGGAGCAUAUGGACGACAACAGGGAGCAUAUGGUCAGCAACAAGGAGCAUAUGGACAACAACCAGGAGCAUAUGGACAGCAACAAGGAGCAUAUGGACAACGAGCAGGAGCAUAUGAUCAACAACAAUUUGGUGGUGCCGCAGUGGCAGACGCUGGUGCAAGUACCCAAAAACCUGCAGGUGCUCUGUUCCGCAAACACAAUUUAGAGAAAACGAAAAAAGAACAUCACAAGAAGUCCAAUCACCACCACCAUCAUCGUCAUCAUGAUGACGAGUAAACUGGACAUCGUUGCUGACAUGAAGUAAAAUGGACAGGCUGUGGUUACUGAGCCUUUUUCAUCUGCGAUCGUGGCAGUUUGCUUCGCAUGAUAAUUAUACUUAUUCAGUGGUUUACGACAACUUAUAAUAUUUCUAAACAAUUGAUUUGCAAGUGUAUAUUAUAUUCAAUGUGUAUAUUAUAUUUAGUAUACAUAUUAUAAUAUACAGUGUAUAUUAUAUUCUUCCAAUCAUUGUAUAUUAUAUAUUAUAUUUAAUGUUUUUGAUGAGUGUGAAUUGUAUGUUCAUAUGAAAUAUAUAUUAAUUCAUUAAAUAUGGAAUCC